GGAAUUUUAAAAGUAAACAUGCUGAAAAAAAUUAUCCAAAAUUCAUUAAUUAUACAAUCACGGCGAUUAGCGACUGUGGCACGAACUGGAACUAAAGAGAAGUAUGAUUUGUAUGCUGGAGUUCUGAUUGAACGACUUCCAAUUGUGUCUAAGAAGUUUAAUGACAUCGAAAAUGAAGUUAUUCAAAUGUUUCAAAAAAUUGAGUUCGAGAACAGCUUGAAGAACGAUCAUGAAAUCAGGAAAGAAAAAGAUGCAAGGAAACAAAAGCUUUUAAAAGCUGGAAAACUAGACAACGAAGGUGAACAGGACUCGAUAGUUCUUCAAACAGCACAAGAUUUUGAAGAUGCAGGACACGAUGAGCUAGCAAAGUUUGAAUGUGCACCAAGAGAAACGGAAGAUGACAAGAAGAACAACACAAAGAGUUUAAAUAGAAAACUAGAUGAUACAUUAAUGCUUGUGUGCAAUCAUCAGCUUGGCAAGGAAAAUGUUACAUUACUUCCACAAGAUAAAUGGAUCGAAGGUGAGACAUUAAGGCAAACAGCUGAGAGGAUUGUAAAAGAUAAAUGUGGAACUGACUUGAAAGUUCAUUUCUAUGGAAAUGCACCGAUUGGAUUCUAUAAAUAUAAAUAUCCAUUAAGUGAGAGGAAGGAAUCAGUUGGUGCUAAAGUUUUCUUCUUUCGAGCAAUUUACAAUUCUGGAGAUGUUGCUGAUCAAAAGCUUAAAUAUGAGUGGGUUAAUGACGAUGAGCUGAAAAGUAAAAUUAAGUCAAAUUCAUAUUAUGAAAGUCUGAAUUAUCAUAGAUCAAGACUCAAAAUAAUGGCAGGACAAGCAUUAAGGAGGUUAAUGGCUGAGUAUAAGCAACUGACACUUAAUGCUCCGGAUGGAAUUAUAGCUGGACCAAUAUCGGAAGAGAACUUUUUCGAGUGGGAAGCACUGAUUUCAGGUCCUGUCGAUACAGUUUUUGAAGGUGGUUUAUUUCCUGCAAAGCUCGUUUUUCCAACUGAUUAUCCAUUGAAUCCUCCAAAAAUGAGCUUUCUUUGUGAAAUGUUUCAUCCAAAUAUCUUUCCUGACGGUCGUGUAUGCAUUUCUAUUCUUCACAGUCCUGGCGACGAUCCUUUAGGCUAUGAAAGUUCCGCAGAAAGAUGGAGUCCAGUUCAAUCAGUAGAAAAAAUACUCUUAUCUGUAGUAUCAAUGCUCGCUGAGCCUAAUAAUGAGUCGCCAGCUAAUGUCGAUGCCAGUAAAAUGUAUAGAGAGAAUCGUGAUGAGUUUAAUCGAAUGGCACAGAGACUUGUGAGAAAGACGUUGGGAUUAUAAGGUCUUUUUCUGUUAAAUUGUAUUAUAUUUUCAUUGAAUAGAAGGCGGUAAUCUUCAUAUUAUAUAUUUUGAUCAAAAUUAUUUAAUUAAAAUGCAAUUAGAGCUAUCAGAAAAAUUUCUUUCGUUAAUUUUAACGUUCAUUAAAAUUUU
Molecule: messenger RNA, 1464 nt
Organism: Chironomus riparius
Lineage: Eukaryota; Metazoa; Arthropoda; Insecta; Diptera; Chironomidae
Source: the annotation of a GenBank genome assembly